AUGGCACAGAAUCCAGACAAGUCGGGCAUAACGCUAGAUUCGCGGAGAUUUAUGACUGGCCACCCCUGGUCUGCCAGAGACGAUAAUGGAGGAGCCGAUGACAAAACCGGAGGGGAUACCUCCAAGCCGGGAAACAACGAGACGACGCCAAGACAGGCGAAAAUGCGUCAGAACUGGAAAACAUAA
Molecule: messenger RNA, 186 nt
Organism: Anthostomella pinea
Lineage: Eukaryota; Fungi; Ascomycota; Sordariomycetes; Xylariales; Xylariaceae
Source: the annotation of a GenBank genome assembly